GUGGCCUCACAGGAUGGACGCUCUGGGGUGCACGCCAUGAUUGGAGGAAGCUGUUUUCAUCAUUGCUGAGGUAAGUACAGAGGAGCUGUGGGCGGAGGAUCGCGGUCUGUGUUUGCUAAAGAAAAGAGUAUUUAAAAAAACAAACGCUACAAUGUAAAAGUUUAAUGAAUGAAAGUGCCCCUGUGUUUAAUAGUAUUUUUAAAAACCGGGCUUUCAUUCAUUCAACUUUACAUUCACUUUAAUAUUUCACAUCCUUUUUUUACUUUAAUACAGCAUUUAUUAAAAAGAUAAUUCAGGUAUACUUACACAAAGUUUUGCUUUUUUCCAAUCCAGAAAUGAACGUCCGUUUGUAUGUGAAUUUUGCAACCAUGCUUUUACACAAAAAACUAACCUCAAUAUGCACCUCAAAACACACACUGGGGAAAAACCAUUCCAAUGUCAUCUUUGUGGCAAGACCUUUAGAACACAAGCUAGUCUACAUAAGCAUAACCGAACUCACACGGGUGAGCGACCUUUCAGCUGUGAAUACUGCGACCAGAAAUUUACGGACAAAACUCCUCUCCUGAGGCACGUUGCCAGCCGACAUCAGGAGGGAAGACCUCAUUAUUGCCAAAUCUGUGGCAAAACAUUCAAAGCUAUUGAACAGCUACGUGUUCAUGUGGCAAGACACAAAGGCGUAAGAAAGUUUGAAUGCACAGAAUGUGGAUAUAAAUUCACUCGACAGGCACAUUUGAGACGACACAUGGAAAUUCACAACCGAAUUGAAAAUUACAGUCCUCGCCAGAGGAAGCUACGUAAUUUAAUCAUAGAGGAUGAGAAAAAUGUUGUUGUUCGUCUGCAAAGCCCACAAGAACUAGAGGUUGGCCCUGCUGAAAUCAUAGUUGAAUCAAUUAAUAGCGCUGCACUGGCUGAAGACCAAGUUGCAGAGCAGAGAAUAUGCACAGAGGAAGGUUACCCUACUGCAGAAGUCAUAGAACAGUCUAUUAUAAUAACUGCAACUGCUAUCCAUGUUGAAGAUUGUGAAACGUGAUAAAGCUUACAAUAAAAUACUCUUUAAUUUA
Molecule: messenger RNA, 1061 nt
Organism: Bombina bombina (fire-bellied toad)
Lineage: Eukaryota; Metazoa; Chordata; Amphibia; Anura; Bombinatoridae
Product: telomere zinc finger-associated protein
Exons: 4
Coding region: 398-1030 (210 amino acids)
Cellular component (GO): nucleus
Source: RefSeq, a predicted model, not a curated record